AUGGCUCCGAGUGAGGCUGUCGUUGCGAGACAAACAGCGCAGAUAAUUUACUAUCUGCUUGAGGACGAGUGUGCCCCGGCGUCUCGUGCGUUCAAAGACGAAUAUGAAACCGACGGCAACGGUGAUGAUUUUGAUCCAGUUUUGAUAGCUGACAAACUGAGAAGUAUUGCUGAUUCCAUGAAUGAGGACGCCAUGUUUCAAGCUGCAUUAUCUGGCCUGAGGAAAGCAGCAGCAGAAGAGGCUGUGGAAGCUGCGUUCAGCAGUGGUGUGGACGCUGUGUGCAAGGCUCACACUUCAAAGGGGCCUGAGGUGGCUCCUGAGAUGCAGCUCAUCAGGGCCUCUGUGGCCUUUGGGCUAUAUGUCAAGAAAUCAUCCCCAGAGCUUAAAAGUAAAGUCCAAACUGCCAUGGCUGCUUUCCUCAACAGGCGUGUGGGCUCAUGGGUCGAACGGCAGGGUGGAUGGAGUAAAGUUCCAGAUGUUGCAGAAUGAGGAAGUUCUGCUUCUUCACACAACAGCGUCUUUAAGAGCCACAAGAUCGCACAGAAUCUGCCUGUUUUCUGUCGGUUUCAGGUGCUGGUAUCACACUAAGCCUCUUCAUCAGUCAUUCCCUAUAAAAGCUCAUUUUGUAGCACUUAGAUUUAAGUUUUAGGCAGGUUAGCUUUACUUUAAAUCAUAGUAAAUGUGAAGCCAAGUUAUUUUAAAUGGUAAUGUCUAUCAUCUGAAGAGAUUUAAUCAAAUGAUGCCUCUGGAUCCUCACUACAUCACUGAAGACAUUCUUGUUUACGAGUGCAUUUGUUUCUUGUGGGUUAUUCAAUUAUGUUCUUCUCAGGUAUUUAUCAUGAAUGAAUUAGUUCCUAUUUUGCCUUUUUUAUAAUUCAAAGUUCUCAAUGUACUGGUUAUUAUGUGCUAUUCUGUAAUUUCCUCACUCCUUUAAUUUAGAUCUAAAUGGCAUAUUUGGUAAAAGAUGACUUUUCUAGGGCUUAGAUUUAUUUUAAGUCUUGCCACUUUUUGUGGCAAAAUAUGAUUAAAUAUUAGCUCUCCCUCUUUAAUGCAUAACUCACAUGCAUUGUUUACAGCCUCUCUUUGUAUUGAGCAAUCCAUCAUUGAUAUAAAUCAAAAGCACACAUUUCUGAUAUUGCCAUUUUUUAUUAAGGGUAACAUUUCUCACCUUAAAAACAGGUUAAGGGUUUGAGGAUCUGUACUUGCCUUACAUGUCAGACAUUGAGAAACAAAAUGGAAUAAAUGAUCAAGAGUGUUUUAUGCUGCAUUUUGAUCCAAAUUGGGACUCUUAUCGUGUUCGAAUAUUUGUAAAUCUGUAAAGCUUUUUAUUUAAAAAAAGAAAAAUGUUGAUGCUUUUCAAAUUAUUGACACAGGGGCUGGAGACGGGGAAAAAUGAUGCUGCCUUGCAAAAUGUGAUGGCUUUAAGAAAAAUCUGUUCUGACGGAGGGGUGCAUCAGUCUCAAGAACACUUGCUACUGGAUUCUGAAAGCUAAUCCAUUUAUUUGGUUGCUCUGUGUGACAACUGAACCGUAUCAUCUUAGAUUUUGAAAUUGAACAAAAAAAAGUUGUGUAGUGACCGCUUAUUAUUUAUUACCCUGAAUGUCUUUGAAUAGUACAGUGAUUUGAAAAACCUAGACAUGAAUGAUAUUCCUGUUCCAUCAAACCUCGUUUGGUAAGAUUAGACACUUGUUUACACAUAUCAGAACAGCGCCGUGUGAAGGAUUGUAAUUGGCGAGCAAUAUUACUCAGUAAGAAUUUAGAAGACUAUAAUGAAGUUUGCAAUGGAACUGAUGCAUUGAUUGUAAGCCUAGACUGUCUUCAUAAACAUGUUUUAUACCACCUUUAAGGUGUUUCUGCAUUCUUCAAUUUGCUGAGCAGAAAACUUUGUCUCACUAAAUCAGAAUGCUCAUGAAUGAAGUUGUGAUUUCCUGACAAGCUAAUUUAGCUGGGAGUGCAUAGUCUGUGUGUGUUUGUUCUGACUGCUGACAGGCAGAGGGCAGCACAAGAUGCCAAAUUCCAAGUUUGCAGUGUGCGGGUUGUCCAUGAGAUUGAGUGUGUUUGUGAUUUGACAUGACAAAAAGAACAAAGCAAACCGAGACGCAUGCUGUCUUAUUGCUGACCACAGAACCUGCUGUUCUCCGGCUUGUAAUUCACAAAGAGAUGUUAACAUCUGUCUAAAUUCUCACCACUAUGUGAAAGGUGGGGACUUCAGGAAACACAAAUGAGGUUCUUUUAACAAUUGUGAGCAUUCACACACUGUAUAAGCACCAUAUGUGGUAAUUAAUCCUUUAUAUAAAUGCAUCUGUCAUUUAUUUGGCUCAAAUUCUCUGCCAGCAGAGAGCUUCUUAGGGUGUUGGUGAUGUAUUGGGAGAGUUUCCACCACAUCUUACCUAAUUUGUGUUUAACUUCAGAUCUGUGUAAAUUCAUAAUACAGUAAUAAUGCACCCUCAAAGAAAUGUGCAAAGAAUAACCUGUUCUCUGCAUUCAUUUUUGCUCCAAAUGUUUGUUUUUUCCCAAAAAAUGGGCAGUUUGAUUUUUGAGAUUUGCUGGUUCGAUGCCAGGUGACUAAUAAAGCAGACGGCUUUCUUGCUUUCCUGUGGAGACAUCGGCUGGUGGAGGCUUUGAUCCAACUUCAUGUGAGCUCUUGAUUGUCAGCUGAUGCUGCUGUGUGUUCAGGAGCACGAACCAACGUCAAGUGACUCAGUUUGUCUUUUGGA
Molecule: messenger RNA, 2717 nt
Organism: Menidia menidia (Atlantic silverside)
Lineage: Eukaryota; Metazoa; Chordata; Actinopteri; Atheriniformes; Atherinopsidae
Source: the annotation of a GenBank genome assembly